GCUGGUUAAGGGUAGAGAGGAGGACCCAGGCGGCCAGCUGGGUUGGAGCUGAGCUGGGUCGGGAUGGACGAGGACGUGCUGACCACCCUUAAGAUCCUCAUAAUCGGCGAGAGCGGGGUGGGCAAGUCCAGCCUGCUCUUGAGGUUCACAGAUGAUACUUUUGAUCCAGAACUUGCAGCAACAAUAGGUGUUGACUUUAAGGUGAAAACAAUUUCAGUGGAUGGAAACAAGGCUAAACUUGCAAUAUGGGAUACUGCUGGUCAGGAGAGGUUCAGAACAUUAACUCCCAGUUAUUACAGAGGUGCACAGGGUGUUAUAUUAGUUUAUGAUGUCACAAGAAGAGACACCUUUGUUAAACUUGAUAAUUGGUUAAAUGAAUUGGAAACAUACUGCACGAGAAAUGACAUAGUAAACAUGUUAGUUGGAAAUAAAAUUGAUAAGGACAACCGUGAAGUUGAUAGAAAUGAAGGCCUGAAAUUUGCCCGGAAGCAUUCCAUGUUAUUUAUUGAGGCAAGUGCAAAAACCUGUGACGGUGUACAAUGUGCCUUUGAAGAACUAGUUGAAAAGAUCAUUCAGACCCCUGGACUGUGGGAAAGUGAGAACCAGAAUAAAGGAGUAAAACUGUCACACAGAGAUGAAGGCCAUGGAGGAGGCGCGUGUGGUGGUUACUGUUCUGUGUUAUAAACUCUGGGAAAUUCCAUCUCUUGCAUAUUUGCUCAGAUAGUGACAUCUUUCUGUAUAUAAACUCUUUAACUGCUAUUUUAGGGACCUCGCAGUUUGCACAUAUUUGUUUUAUAUCAUGACGAUAAAUAAUUGCAGGAAAUCCCACUCAUUGGCUUUCCCAGGUAACAUGUUAUAUAGCAAGCAUGCAGUCUGCAGUCUACAGUUUUUUAUGUAACAUAAAAUAGGUGUACCUUAAUAAGUACAUUUGAUUUUAUGGUUUACAUUUAUCAUGUACUUUUUUAAAAAUACAUCUAUUUAGUAUAUGUUGAUACAAAGUCUGCUUUUGAUCUCCUUUUUCCCCCUCAAAUAUUCCUAUUAAUUAUUGAAUUAUUUGGUAUCUAGAACUCCUAGAAAUACUAGGAAGUAUCCUUAGAUCAUCAAAUCUGGCAAAUUGCCAUUCAGGAAUAACAAAGAGCAUGCUU
Elephantulus edwardii (Cape elephant shrew) is the source of this 1145-nucleotide messenger RNA. It is a transcript of the gene RAB18, whose product is annotated as RAB18, member RAS oncogene family. NCBI's taxonomy places the organism in Eukaryota, Metazoa, Chordata, Mammalia, Macroscelidea, Macroscelididae. The record is from RefSeq and is a predicted model, not a curated record. The transcript is spliced from 7 exons. Gene Ontology annotation, molecular function: GTPase activity; GTP binding. Bases 64 to 684 code for a protein of 206 amino acids.